AACACGAUCCGAUGAAGUUCGGGAAGCGCCUCAAGCAACAAAUUGAGGACACAUUGCCCGAUUGGAGGGACAAAUUCCUUUUAUACAAGGAUCUAAAGAAACUCGUUCGGGUGAUCUCGAGAAGCAUUGAUGCUAAUGCUGAUACCGAUGCUGAAGUCGAGUUUGUUUGCUUGUUGAACUCCGAGAUCGAUAAGUUCAAUUCCUUUUUCAUGGAGCAGGAGGAGGAUUUUGUGAUCCGACAUCGGGAAUUGAGAGAGAGAAUAGAUAGGGUUUUGAAAAGUUGGGGUCGAGAUGGAAGUGGAAGAGAAUAUCACAACGUAGUAGAAAUCGGGAAUAUUAGAGAAGAUAUUGUGAAUUUGCAUGGUGAAAUGGUGCUUCUAGUCAACUACAGCAAUGUCAAUUACAUAGGGUUGGGGAAGAUCCUGAAGAAGUACGACAAACGAACGGGGGGAUUACUAAGGGUAUCGUUCAUCGAAAAGAUACUCGAACAACCUUUCUACAAAACCGACUCGAUCUCGAAGAUGAUCAAAGAGUGCGAGAGUAGCAUCGACGCGAUUUUUCCAGUUAGACGAGAAGCGGAGGAAGAGAUGAAGAAAGGCAAGGCGAUCUCAGCUGGCGGUGAAGGAAUAUUGAGGAACACGGUGUCAGCUCUACUCAGCAUGGAGCAGAUAAGACGAGGAAGCUCCACUUAUAGCCAUUUCUCUUUGCCUCCUCUAAACUUGUCUCACUCCGACUUCAUCCAUUCCUUUCAACUCAACUCUCCUAUUCCAAUUCUCCAUCUACUUUAGUUUACUUCCACUCGGUUCGAGAUAUAUAUAUAUAUAGAUAUAGAUAUAGAUAUAUCACUCGAUUUGGUCUCAAAAUUGUUCUUCAUCGGGCUACGUCACUUUAAUAUAAACAAGAAUGUUAUGAAUUUUC
Molecule: messenger RNA, 918 nt
Organism: Cucurbita pepo subsp. pepo (vegetable marrow)
Lineage: Eukaryota; Viridiplantae; Streptophyta; Magnoliopsida; Cucurbitales; Cucurbitaceae
Gene: SPX3
Product: SPX domain protein 3
Biological process (GO): cellular response to phosphate starvation
Source: RefSeq, a predicted model, not a curated record